ACAACAAACAUGGUAAAGUAUCUCCUGCUGUUGACCUUGGUCGCUGCCGUCACAGCCAGAACGGCGACCACGGGGCAGAACAAACUAGAAGGUCGAAGCUCAGAUGACAACAUUCUAGGAGAUCUUAAAUUAGCAUAUGAAACCUACAAAGAUUGUAGCGGGUCCGACAUUUCGCACUGCCUCAAACGAAAACUGGCGAAGACUUUGAGCAGGUUGACGAAAGCUGAGGAACUGAACAUCCUGAAUGGUGUCACGAUAACCAAGGAUAACAAUGUGCAGAUUAUGGAGAAGGAGGAGGCCAUCCCCAGGGGUAUGGAUGAGGGGUCACUCAACAACCUCAUUUUGGACAAGGUCGUCAACUUCAUGAGGUCCCAUACAUUGCAGGUGAAGUUCCCCACCGAAGAUGAAACGGACGCAUUAUCUGAUGACCAGGGUCGCAGCAGGAGAAAGAAGUUGGCACCCCUCCUCGCUAUCCCCCUAUUGAUCGGAGGCAUGAUGGUUCCACUGGCCUUCGGAGCCCUAGCUCUCUUGGCUGGAAAGGCCCUCAUCGUCUCCAAGUUGGCUCUGGUGUUGGCUGGUAUCAUUGGAUUGAAGAAGCUGCUGUCUCCAAGCGGCGGAGGACAUGAAGCUCAUGAGGUGGUCGUUUCUGCAGGACACAGUGGCUCUGGGUGGAGCAGGUCGCUGGAGAAGUCGUCUCAUGACUUAGCGUACAACGCCUACGCCCAAUAGCCAAGGAACCCACCGUUAAUAUAAAAUAAUUAAUAAAUCUGCGCAUCUAAGGAC
Molecule: messenger RNA, 783 nt
Organism: Spodoptera litura
Lineage: Eukaryota; Metazoa; Arthropoda; Insecta; Lepidoptera; Noctuidae
Gene: Osi8
Product: Osiris 8
Cellular component (GO): membrane
Source: RefSeq, a predicted model, not a curated record